UUUAGAAAUGUAGGGCCCACUCUAAUACAGUAACCUCCCUUCUCUGACAUGCUGUUCUGGUCCUCAUGCAUGUUAAUGACUUAAAGAGGAAGGAAAGGACAGUUCUGCAUCAGCUACUUGUGCCCUGACUACUUUAAAUAUGUGUCAAUAACGAAACUGACACUUACUAGCAGUUCCCACACACUGCCAGUAAGUUGACUCACUGUACAGGACCUCACCCCUUCGCUUCACUCUACUGCAGGGUGGGAGAUGCAACAAUGGCCUUGAGAACAGCAGGAAGUGUGUUGGUGGUCUUUCUCUGGUCUGUAGCAGUGGUACUGGGGCAGAAUGGCUGGAGUGUGACUUACACCACUCAGAGUAUUUGUGCCUUGAAGGCGUCAACAGUGCAGCUGUCCUGCUCUUACAUACAUCCCAGAAGUUAUACAGUCAAAACAACCUUCUGGUUCACUAAAAUGUAUGCUGUGGAGAAUUAUGUGAGUCUGAGUAAUGACCCAGACUACAAAGGUCGUGUGACGUACCAUAGAGAUACGAAUGGCAACACCCUGACAAUCACAGACCUGAGAGAGAGUGACUCAGCUACGUACAAAUUCAGAUUUAUAACAUAUCAGAACAGAGGGAAAUAUAGUGGCUAUCCUGGAGUCACUCUGUCUGUCACAGAUCUGCAGGUGAAGGUGACUCCUUAUUCACAGACUGCAACAUGGAAGACACUGACCUGUAGCACCACCAGUUGUCCUCUGACUGGUAACCCCACCUACACCUGGUACAAGAACGGACAGAAAGUAGAACAGGACUCUUCUGUCUUGUAUGUCAACUUUAACACUGCAGACAGCUACUCCUGUACAGUAAAAGACCAUGAGGGUCUCAGCUCUCCUGCAGUGUAUAAACCAAAGAACACCUCAGUGUCAGUCAGUCCCUCUGGUGAAAUAGUGGAGGGCAGUUCAGUGACUCUGACCUGCAGCAGUGAUGCCAACCCACCUGUGCAGAGUUACACCUGGUGGUACAAGAAGAAUGGAGGAGGCUACCAGAGUAUGACAGGACCACAGCAUGUCUUCAAUCAAAUCCAGUCAUCAGACACUGGAGAGUACUACUGUGAGGUCCAGAAUGAGAUGGGGACAGACAGGUCUACGACCAUCAACAUGGAUGUAAAGUAUGGCCCAAAAAGCACCUCAAUGUCAGUCAGUCCCUCUGGUGAAAUAGUGGAGGGCAGUUCAGUGACUCUGACCUGCAGUAGUGAUGCCAACCCACCUGUGGACAAAUACACCUGGUACAAGAAGAAUGGAACUUCACUGACAGGAUCUGAAAAGACGUACAAUUUCACAACCAUCAGCUCUGAGGAUAGUGGAGAAUACUACUGUGAGGCUGACAAUAAAUAUGGACGCCUCAACUCUUCUUAUGUGUCUGUGGACGUUCAGUAUGGCCCAAAGAACACCUCAGUGUCAGUCAGUCCCUCUGGUGAAAUAGUGGAGGGCAGUUCAGUGACUCUGACCUGCAGCAGUGAUGCCAACCCACCUGUGGACAAAUACACCUGGUACAAGAAUGGAGCUUCACUGACAGGAUCUGAAAAGACAUACAAUUUCACAACCAUCAGCUCUGAGGAUAGUGGAGAAUACUACUGUGAGGCUGACAAUAAAUAUGGACGUCUCAACUCUUCUUCUGUGUCUGUGGACGUUCAGUAUGGCCCAAAGAACACCUCAGUGUCAGUCAGUCCCUCUGGUGAAAUAGUGGAGGGCAGUUCAGUGAUUCUGACCUGCAGCAGUGAUGCCAACCCACCUGUGGACAAAUACACCUGGUACUUUCAAAAUAAGACUUUUCUAAAUGCAUUUGGAAAGAUCUACAACAUAAGUAACUUCAAGUCUAAGGACAAUGGACAUUACCACUGUAAGGCCUGGAAUGGAAGAGGAUCUAGGAACUCUACAGUUCUGAUGAUAAUUUUACCAGGGAAACAAACCUCAGUUCUGACUGCAGCUGUAGGAAUCAUAGUUGUUGUUCUGGUUCUCAUCCUCUGUCUCUCUGGCUUCAUGUGGUUCAGGAAAAAGGCCUCCAAAUCCACCUCUGACACAAGAGACAGAAGAGACACAGCAGACGAUGGACAGGGAGACUCUAGUCCAGUGUAUGACAACAUCUCAGGCAUGAUCAUGACCCCUACUGCAGCACAGACAGCUGACACAGACUACCAGGAUGAUGUUCACUACGCCAGCGUCCACUUCUCUCACUCCAAAAACCAGGAAGUACCUCUGUACUCCACCGUCCAGCUGCCUCAACCACAGAAACAGGAUCAAGAUGUCCAGUACGCUGCUGUGAAAUUCUACCGCCCCAGUUCUGCCACCCAACCCGCUGCAGCACAAGCAGCUGAGGAGGACUCCUCUGUUCUCUACAGUACAGUCAACAAACCCAGAGCCAAGAAGACCUGAACACAACAAACCCAGAACCAAGAAGACCUGAACACAACAAACCCAGAACCAAGAAGACCUGAA
Messenger RNA from Coregonus clupeaformis (lake whitefish), 2474 nucleotides. Its product is annotated as B-cell receptor CD22-like. Bases 258 to 2411 code for a protein of 717 amino acids. The transcript is spliced from 12 exons. The record is from RefSeq and is a predicted model, not a curated record. NCBI's taxonomy places the organism in Eukaryota, Metazoa, Chordata, Actinopteri, Salmoniformes, Salmonidae.